AUGUUAAGGCCACGGCGCGGCCCCCUCGGGGGUCGGCGGCCUCCCGGCACCCCAAGCAGCCCGCCGGCGAGGAGGCCGCGACCACGCCGUCAAGCCGGCAUAACUGUACACCUGGUGGCUGCAGCUCUCCUCCUAUCGACAGCAUGCAGCGCGGCAGACCUGCAGGGCCCCGUCUUCUCGGUGGAGCCCCCGCACCGCGCCGCCUUCUCCAACUCGUCGGGGCUGCGGCUGGACUGCAUGGCGACCGGGUCGCCGCCGCCCAGGAUCACUUGGCAGAUCGUGACCGGCACACCGGAGGGCGUUCCCGCGCUGCCCAUCGCCGGCCUGCGACACACGCACCCCAACGGCUCCCUCGAGAUGCUGGCCUUCCCGAUGGAGCUGUACCGCUCCGACGUCCACGCCGUCAAGUACCGGUGCCGGGCCUCCAACCAGGUCGGCGCCAUCAUCUCCAAGGACGUGCACGUGCACGGAGUGGUGAAGCAGGACUACGACGUGCAGGUCUACGACGAGCACGUGGUGGCCGGCAACACGGCCACGCUCAAGUGCCAGGUGCCGCCCUACGUCGCCGAGUACAUCAUGGUCACGUCGUGGGAGGUGGACCAGGUCAGCCUGUACCCGAGCUCCGACGUCGGGGGCAAGCACGUCGUCAUGGCCAACGGGGACCUCUACAUCCAGGACGUGACCAUGGCGGACCGGCACCGGGAGUACACCUGCCGCACGCUGCACCGGCUCACGGGCCAGACCAGGUCCAACCGCGUGCCCGGCAGGAUCAUUGUCACAGAGCCGAAGGGUAGCGCGCAGCUCCGCCUCAACGUGGAAAAACACCAGAGACUCGUCGGCAAAGUGGGGGAGGAGGUGGUACUGCCGUGCCUCGCCCAGGGACACCCCGUGCCCACGUCCAAGUGGACCCGCGAGAAGGAGCCGGGCAAGCCGCCCAAGAACCUGUCGGUGAUGGAGCUGGUGCAGCCCGACGACCGCGUCAACAUCCUGGCGGGCGCCAUGCGCCUCAAGAAGGCCCGCCUCAUGGACACGGGCAUGUACGUGUGCGGCGUGGCCAACAGCGCGGCCGAGGACUACACCGUCAUCACGCUGCAGGUCACAGCGCCGCUGACGGUGCACGUGUCACCGCCCUGGCAGGAGGUGUCGACGGGGUCCGAGGCGACUCUGGAGUGCAGCCUGGCCGGCACGCCCGUGUACGACGUCAAGUGGCUGCGCGACGCCGUGCCCGUGCAGGCCGGCCCGCGCGUCUCCAUCUUCACGCCGCCCGUGGAGGCGGCCGUCGGCCCCGGCGCCGUCAUCGGGCCCAGGGUGAGCCGCCUCAAGAUCAGCGCCGUCAACAAGGAGGACCGCGGCAUGUACCAGUGCGUCGCCAGCAACGACCACGACAUGGCGCAGGGCACCUCGGAGCUCAAGCUGGGAGACGCGGUGCCCGAGCUGGUGUACUCGUUCUCGGAGCAGACGCUGCAGCCCGGCCCCGCCGUGUCCCUCAAGUGCAUGGCCGUGGGCAUCCCGCCGCCGCAGUUCUCGUGGACGCUGGACGGCUUCCCGCUGCCGGAGAGCCAGCGCUUCCUGGUGGGCCAGUACGUCACCAUCCACGACGACGUCAUCAGCCACGUCAACAUCACGGGGGUGCGCGAGGAGGACGGCGGCGAGUACACGUGCACCGCGAGGAACUCGGUGGGCUUCAAGGCGCACUCGGCGCGCGUCAACGUGUACGGCAAGCCGUACAUCCGCGAGAUGCCCAGGAUCACGGCGGUGGCCGGCAAGGACCUGGUCAUCAAGUGCCCCGCGGCGGGCUACCCCAUCGAGACCAUCACGUGGGAGCACGACGGCGCCAUGCUGCCGGUGACGCGGCGCCAAAAGGUGUUCGGCAACGGCACGCUGGUCAUCCAGCAGGCCCGGCAGAGCGAGGACCAGGGCACGUACACCUGCCAGGCCGUCAACCGCCAGAAGCACACCGCCCGCAGGGACGUCGAGGUGUCCGUGCAGAUCCCGCCGCGGAUCAUGCCCAUCCUGCCGCUGAACCUGAGCGAGGGCAUGCGCGCGGCCAUCGGCUGCCAGAUCCUGGAGGGCGACCAGCCCGUGAGCUUCCGCUGGGAGCGCGAUGGGCGGCCGCUGCGGAUGCAGGCCCAGGACGGCGCCUACACGCGGCGCCACGACGAGUUCUCCUCCGUGCUCGUCAUCGAGCGCGUGGCCGCCAAGCACUCCGCCAACUACACGUGCGUCGCCAGCAACGUGGCCGGCCCCGACCGCUUCACCGUGCCGCUCAUCGUCAACGUGCCGCCCCGUUGGCUGGUGGAGCCCUCCGACACGUCCGCGUCGGCGGGCCAGGACGUGUGGCUGCACUGUUCGGCCGAGGGGUCGCCGCCGCCCUCCGUGCUGUGGAAGAAGGCGGUGGGUUCGCUGCCCGGCGAGUACCGCGACCUGGCGCUCUUCGACCACCACGUCAACCUGAUGCCCAACGGCACGCUGCACUUCGUGCGCAUCUCCAAGGAGAGCGAGGGCCACUACAUGUGCGAGGCGGGCAACUCGGUCGGCUCCGACGUCAGCAAGGUCGUGUUCCUCAAGAUCAACGCGCCGGCGCAUUUCGCCAGCAAGUGGCGCCAGGUGCAGGUGGAGGUGGCCAAGGGGGAGGCGGCGCGCCUGCAGUGCGCCUCCACGGGGGACACGCCGAUCGACAUCCAAUGGCGUCAGGCCGGCCAGCGCCUGGCCGUGGACACGGACCACAGGCUGACCCUGAGGGAACACCCGAUGGACGGCCACGGCGGCCAGGUGUCAGAGCUGACCAUCGAGCGCACCACGAGGCACGACUCGGCCACCUUCACCUGCAGCGCGACCAACGCGUACGGCCAGGACGAGAUGACCAUCCAGCUGGUGGUGCAGGAGGUGCCCGAGAUGCCGCAGAACGUGCGCGUGACGGAGCAGCAGAGCCGCAGCGUGCAGCUGGCAUGGCCGCCGCCGUACUCCGGCAACUCGCCCAUCUCCGCCUACAUCCUGCAGUACAAGCUGGUCUCAGAACCCUGGCCGACGAGCCCCAUGCGCACGACGGUGUCCGGGACGCAGGCAAGCGCCACGCUGGGAGGGCUCAGCCCCGCCGCGUCGUACCACGUCCGCAUCCUGGCCGAGAACCGCCUGGGCCUGAGCGAGCCGUCCGAGGCCAUCCAGGUCACCACACAGGAGGAGGCGCCCAGCGGGCCGCCACAGGCCGUGCGGGCCGAGGCGCGCUCCAGCACCGAGCUGGUGGUGACAUGGGAGCCGCCGCCCAGGGAACUCUGGCACGGCUCGCUGCACGGCUACUACGUCGGCUACACGCAAGUGACCGGCAUGGCGUCCACGGCCACGGACCGGCCCACCCGCGACCAGUACAUGCUCAAGACCGUGGAGGUGGGCUCCCAGUUCGGCGGGGAGGCGUCGCUCAUCGGGCUGGCCAAGUUCACCGCGUACAACGUGAUAGUGCAGGCGUACAACAGCAGAGGGGCGGGGCCGACAUCGGAACCAGUCACUGUCCGCACCAUGGAGGACGUGCCGUCGAUGCCACCGGAGAGCCUCAACUGCAGGCCGACGUCGGUGCAGGAGCUCCAAGUGAACUGGCAGCCCCCGCCGGAGGAGGGCCGCAACGGGGAGAUCCAGGGCUUCAAGGUGCUCUUCCAGCCCACGGAGGAGUGGUACGACAAGGACAGCCCCGACGUGAAGGUGACCUCGUCGACGUCCACCACGCUGCUGGGCCUGCUCAGCUUCACCAACUACAGCAUCGUGGUGCUGGCUUUCACGGGCUCCGGCGACGGCGUGCGUACGUCGCCCAUCUUCUGCCGAACGGACGAGGACGUACCGUCCGCGCCGGCAGACAUCAAGGCGUUGACGGCGUCCCCCAACACGGUGCUGGUGGCCUGGCUGCCGCCGAGCCGCCUCAACGGCGUCCUCAUGGGCUACAACUUCUACUGGAACGCGACCCGCGACGACGGCAAGGAGAGCACGACGCACUCCACGCAGCUCGGCGCCGCCACCGAGACCCACGAGGUGCAGCGCCUGUCGCCCAGCUCCACGUACAGGUUCUGGGUGACGGCGAGCACGCGCGUCGGCGAGGGCGAGCGCAGCAAGGCGGCGACCGUCAAGCCCAACGGCAGAGUGCCGGCCCGCAUCGCGUCCUUCUCCAGGACGCUCAUCUCGCCCUGGAAGCGCAACGUGUCCCUGGCCUGCUCGCACGUCGGCUCCCCCGCGCCCACCGUGUCCUGGAGGUUCAACGGCAGGCCGCUGGACCCGGCCGUCACCAGGAUUCAGGUGAACGGGAGCGGCCUGCAGGUGAAGGAUGUGCAGCACUUGGACCAGGGCAACUACAGCUGCGCCGUGGAGAACCCCCACGGCAAGGACGAGAUCACUUACUCCCUUGUCGUGAGAGUCCCUCCAGGGCCGCCGACACUGUACAUCCAGACGUCCGACGCCGACAGCCUGCACCUGCACUGGGCGGACAGCGAACCCGGGGUCCCUGUCCUGGGCUACGUCAUCAACUACAAGCGCGAUCACGGCGACUGGGAGGAGCUGCAGCUGGAGUCCAAGAUCGACAGCUUCGUGCUGCGCAACUUGCUGUGCGGCAACCGGUACCAGCUGUACAUGACGGCCUACAACCGCAUCGGCACGGGGCUGCCCUGCGACAUCGUGCACACCGCCACGCGCGGAUCAGUGCCCGUGACGCCGAGCCAGGCCGCGCUGCUGACGGUCAACUCGACGGUGGUGACGCUGUGGCUGGACGCGUGGGCGGACGGCGGCUGCCCCAUCCAGUACCUGAUCGUGGAGUACCGCGAGGCGGAGGACGACCCCUGGCGCCUCGUCUCCAACCACGUGCUGCCCGCCGAGCGCGCGCGCUCCGUGGCCGACCUCACGCCCGGCUCGCGCUACCAACUGCGCGUCACGGCGCACAACAGCGCCGGCUCCGUCGGGGCCGUCUACAACUUCACCACCCUGUCGCUGGCCGGCGCCCCGAUCCCGCUGCCGCCCGACGAGGACUACCCCUCGCCGACGGACGACCCCGCCGGCUACGCCUUCAACUUGCGGGUGAUGCUGCCCGUGGUGCUGUGCACGGCCACCGUGGUGGUGCUGGGCUACGCGGGGAUGCGCAUCGGCAAGCGAAAGCUGCAGGCGCGCGCCUUGCAGCACGAGCAGUCCUCGCGGUACGGCCCCGGCCACGGCCCCGUGGGGGAGUCGCCCAGCCUGGCGCAGCUGCAGAACCAGCAGAACAGGGACCAGCACUACCUCGCGCUGCCCGCGCCCAAGUACUCCGAGACCAGUACCUACAAGACUGUCGAGUCCUCAGACUACAUCAAGGACAUCUGCCCGUACGCCACCUUCCAGCUGAACGCGACGGGCCCCACCUCCAAGACGUACAGCGACGCGGGCUCGACGUGCUCCUUCUCGGGCAACAUCUACUCGGGGCCGUACCACUCCGUCAGGGGCUCCUUUGUGUACCACGACGGCACGGACACCUACAAACUCAGACAUCAGAAGGAGCCCGAGUACACUAAAGUCCGGCGGAAAAAGAGCAAGCUACGUGACCCGCACUCCGAGAGCCAAGAGUCGGACAACCUGGGCAGCACGGACUCGGAGGUGAAGAAGAUCCUGUCGCUGCACCUGCCCAUCUCCGAGUACGACACGCUGGGCAGCGACACGGAGGGCAGCAGCCAGCAGCAGGAGAUGGCCAGCUUCCGGCACCGCGUCCCCCGCGGCGCCAGGACGCCCCGCGGCUCCGUCGUGCCCUGCAAGGAGAGCACCAGCUCGUCGGAGACUUCGCCCGUGGACCCUCGCAAGCAGGGCAAGCAGUUCCAGCCACGCAAGUCCAAGAGCAAGGGGCAGCUGUCGGGCAAGCGCCACGUGCGCUCCAGCUCGGGCUACUCCAGCCACACGGAGGAAACCACCUUCAGUUCCGGCCGAUGUCACAGUUUCAGCGACCGGAUCCAGCCGCCGUCGCGGUUCUCCGACUCCAGAUCGCACUCGCACUCGAGGGACUUGUCGGAGACGGAGAAGGACGUGGAGCCGAAGCGGCGGUCGUCGCGGUCCUCCGUGCCCUCCAGGGCCGCCCGGGACGGCAUCCGCGACCCCGCCGCCGCCUUCCAGAUAGACGUAUAGCGACGGCAUUUGGGGGGACGCGGGCCGCCUCUCUGACGGAGGCCCGGACCGAGAGGACCGAGAGGACCAGGACCUCCAUCGCCGCGGUCCGCGCCCGCCCCACCCAAACACACCCAAGUGUCUUCCUCAUUGGAAAGGGUUUAACAAUUUCCUCUAGCCUAAAUUGUUCUUCCAGUGUAAUUGCCAAAUUGUUGAUAUUUUGUUGCCAAAAAGUGCUUUUUAUCAAAACAGGUGCGCACAGUAACGUACGGUCCAACGGUUCUUCAAAUGAGAAAGACCAAAGGAAACCCCUUGAAAAGAUUCUUUCUUCGUGGCCAAAUUUUGACUGUGCGUUGUUUAGAUUAGCAGAGACUGAAUUCUGAAAAGUACAUAAGUCUUCAAGAGAUCAAGUCUUGUUCCUAUUGCUUUGCCUAACUGUGCAAGGGUCAAAGAGGUGACUGACACUCUCUUGCCCGGGCCAAAGUAUGUGCGCCGCAAAAUGCACAAAAAAGCUGAAAUAACUCUUAUGUGAUGUCAAUUAUUCAUAUAUGAAAAUCAUAUCACAUAACUAGGUAGUUAAGAUUUUUUAAAAUACAAUUACUCUCUGCAAUGCAAUGAGAUACAUACUCGAGUGUUUUUCCAUCUACUGUUGUUGGCUGUUAUUCUUAUCUGGUUUAUUGUCAGACUUUUUAGCCUUCUGUGGUCUGCUGGAUAUUUUAUGGUUUUGUUAGAGCCCCUUUCUUACAAGGUCAUGCAAAGUCUUCCUAGAGCGAGUCCUUCUACGCUCAAAGUUGCAUGUGAGAAAAGGUUUGAUGCACAAAGAUAAUGAUGGAGGAAAUGUUGAAUUUAAAUAAAUCAAAUCUACCAUAUCGAUUUGAAUGAACAUAUUAUUAUGUAAAUAAUAGAUUCUUUAAGUACUUGUAAAGACAAUAUUUUAAUUGUAUUGUAAGAGGUGCCAUUGGAGUAAUUUGUUGUCGUUCUAGGAGCCCUGCAAUAUGAUGCAAUUUGUAAUUUGUGUUUGAAAAUUCUUAUUGUGCCUUCAUUCUUUUAAUUUUAUUAUAAUCUGUGGGGGCUGAUGGUAUUGAACUGUAAAUAAAAAGAAGAUGCUAAAUUUUUGUGUCCACGUUUCUUGUUAAAUAUGUUACAGCCAAAUUGCAGUUUAUGUGUCAUUGUUUAUCAUGCAAUGCAUGCUGUUUCUUUUUAUGAAAUUACCUGGCUGGAGUAUUGAAAAAUACUUACCAUGUAUGUCAAUGAACAAUAAAUUAAUUUUUACGAAACUA
This is a messenger RNA of Thrips palmi, 7376 nucleotides long. RefSeq names its product Down syndrome cell adhesion molecule-like protein Dscam2 (gene Dscam4). NCBI's taxonomy places the organism in Eukaryota, Metazoa, Arthropoda, Insecta, Thysanoptera, Thripidae. The transcript has 34 exons. Gene Ontology annotation, molecular function: protein binding. The record is from RefSeq and is a predicted model, not a curated record. Gene Ontology annotation, biological process: cell-cell adhesion. The coding region runs from base 1 to 6117 and encodes 2038 amino acids.